Saxophila tyrrhenica is the source of this 1878-nucleotide messenger RNA. RefSeq lists its product as uncharacterized. The record is from RefSeq and is a predicted model, not a curated record. Gene Ontology annotation, cellular component: nucleolus. The transcript has 2 exons. NCBI's taxonomy places the organism in Eukaryota, Fungi, Ascomycota, Dothideomycetes, Mycosphaerellales, Extremaceae. Gene Ontology annotation, molecular function: DNA binding; RNA binding. Gene Ontology annotation, biological process: ribosomal large subunit biogenesis; ribosomal small subunit biogenesis. Bases 1 to 1878 code for a protein of 625 amino acids.
AUGAAGACGAAUAGUGGAGCAGGUGAAGUCGCGAAGAUAGACUUUCUCGGAGGCCGGGGCGCAUUGUUCGGCUGGCCGCCAAGAUUUCAGUGGGCUUUCAUCGAUGCUUCAGGUUCACUUUUUCCCGCCGCUCCCAUCACCGCACCUUCUGCUCGCAGCAUCUCGCCUUCCCCCGACCUCCCGACAGCAACAAUGACGGACUCAGCCGGAGCGGGUCACGAAGAUCCCUUGGAAGGUCUCGAGGAGCGCCUGCAAAGUCACAACAAAGCAUUCGAGUCACUUCUGGCCCUCACGCCUGCACGAGAGUACUACGGCAGCCACUUCGUUGACGGUAAGGACCCCAGCGAACAAUGGAAUCGCAAGAAGCAGACCAAGGAGGAGAAGCGGGCGGCGAAGAAGGCAAAGCUCGACCCCAAGAACAACAAGAGUGCGCUGGAUGUGUUGCGGGAGAGGGAGGCCGAGGCGUUGAAGCGGAAGCGCGGUGAGGACAAUGAUGGGGGUGACGACGAGGAAGGCGAUUCGCAGAGUGGCAAGGCGCAGAAGAGAGCCAAGGGCGAGGACGAUGCAGAUGCUGCCGAGGCACGCCGAAGACAGAAGGUGGACAAGAGAAAAGAGAAGCGGCAGGCAAAGCAGGAGAAAAAGCAAGCAAAGCAGGCCAAAGCGGAGGAGAAGAAGGCGCGGAAGCAGGAUCGCCAGCUUGAUGAAUUGAAGAAUGACGGUCGCAAGCAGGAUGCAGAUGAAGAUGCCGAGGAGGGCCCGGCGGAGGACAAGGGAGAUGAUAUGGAGGCGGUUGACUUCUCUGGGCUUACGGAUGCGCAAGAGAAUGGAAUGAAGAGGCCGCAUGAGGAGAGGAGUGAUGCUGGUUCCGACGUGUCCUCCGCGCCUACAACACCGCUCAUUGACAGUCCGGCGUUUGACCUUGGCACAAACCACUCUGCCGCCUCGUCGUCGUCGUCCAUCGUACCUCCCUCAUCGAUCGAUCAAGAAACGACCAAACGACCCGCGAAGACCGAUACCAAGGCAGCAAGCACAGCAUUCAACGGCACUGAUCCCGUUAAGACGGACAACAAGCCUACCAACGGCGUCUCAUCCCCCAAACCUCACAUUCCUAAGAUCACCGACGCAGAAAAGACGGAACGACUACGGAAGCGCAUCGAAGAACUGCGAGCAGCUCGCAAAGCCGACGACAAGCCUGCGAGGUCACGACAAGAGCUUCUGGAACAGCGGCGGAAGAAGGAAGAACAACGAAAGACGCAUAAGAAGGAGCUGCGGAGGAAGGCGAAGGAGGAAGAGGAACGACGGAAAGAUGAGCAACUGCGUGGUUCAGGCAGUCCAUUGACAUCCGACAUCUUCAGCCCACGAUCGCCACUACCUGCAGACAACGCAUACUCCUUCUCCAGGCUUGCGUUUGAGGAUGGUACCUCUGCCGAUCCAGAGCUACACGCACUGAAAGAUGCGCGCAAGAAGAAGGGCCCGCAAGACCCAAAGACUGCCUUGAAGGCAGCGCAGUCGAAGGAUUCUCGCAUUGCAGGGUACGAUGCCGAAAAGCAAGCCGAUAUCGCCGACAAGGACAUGUGGAUGAACGCACGGAAGAAAGCGCAUGGCGAGAGGGUACGAGACGACACGUCGCUGCUCAAGAAGGCGUUGAAGCGGAAGGAGAAGCAGAAGUCAAAGUCGGAGCAGCAGUGGAAGGAGAGGGAGCAGGCGGUGACGAAGGGCAGGGAGAUGAAGCAGAAGAAGCGGGAGACGAAUCUGGCGAAGCGGAAGGAGGAGAAGGGUAGUAAGGGGAAGAAAAGUGCUGGGAAGGGUGGCAAGGGAGCCAAAGGAGCGAAGAAGGGGAAGAAGAGGGCUGGAUUCGAGGGGAGCUUCAAGGCGUGA